UCCACAAACGGGUCAUCCGGUACAAGCACGUUGGGAGACAAGACACGAAACCGACAAUACGAGGAGAAACGGAGGACGUGUACUUACAUUUUACUGACCUUUUUUUUCUUUUUUCUUUCUUUUUUUUUUUUGGAGGAUUGUACCAUGUCUCGCCGUGCGUAAAGGCGCACUGCCAUUUCAACGCCAGUCAACUGGAAACACGUUCAUUUUGUCGAAGAGUCUUUUUUUUCGGGAUUUCCAUUUAUCCAAAAAAAAAGAAGAAAGAAGGUGUCCCAGUCAUGUUAAAAAUGACAGAGGAGCAAGAUAAAUCUGUCAUCGAGCCGCCCUGCAGUCCCUCCGGCACCAACAGCUCCAUGUCGCAGGACGAGUCCGACUCGGACGCGCCGUCCUCUCCGACCGGCUCCGACGGCCAGGGCUCCCUCCUCUCCAGCCUGGGCAAGAAACUGGACUCCGAGGAAGACGACCGGUUCCCCGCCUGCAUACGAGACGCCGUCUCUCAAGUCCUAAAGGGAUACGACUGGUCCCUGGUGCCGAUGCCCGUCAGGGGGAACGGAGCGCUCAAAAGCAAACCGCACGUCAAAAGGCCAAUGAACGCGUUCAUGGUGUGGGCGCAGGCGGCGCGCAGGAAGCUGGCGGACCAGUACCCCCACCUGCACAACGCCGAGCUCAGCAAGACCCUGGGCAAGCUGUGGCGCUUGCUCUCAGAAAACGAGAAGCGGCCAUUUGUCGACGAGGCGGAGAGGCUGCGGGUUCAGCAUAAGAAAGACCAUCCAGACUACAAGUACCAGCCGCGGAGGAGGAAGAACGUGAAACCAGGCCAGAGCGACUCCGACUCGGGGACGGACCUGGCUCAUCAGAUGUAUAAAGCGGAACCGGGCAUGGGGCCACUUACGGGAAUGGCUGAUGGACACCACCACCCCGAACAUGCAGGCCAACCCCAUGGCCCUCCCACACCUCCCACCACUCCCAAAACAGACCUACACCAUGGGGUCAAGCAGGACCUGAAACACGAGGGCCGCCGUCUGUUAGACAGCGGCAGGCAGAACAUCGACUUUAGCAACGUAGACAUCUCUGAGCUCAGCACAGACGUCAUCAGCAACAUGGAGACGUUCGACGUGCACGAGUUCGACCAGUACCUCCCGCUGAACGGCCACGCCUCUGGCUCCUCGGCUCUGCCCCCAGACCACGGCCACGGGCAGGCCCCGGCGCCCGGCGGCUCCUACCCUUCCUCCUACGGUCACGCCGGCAUCAACGGCUCAGCCUGGAGUCGCAAGAGCGCCAUGUCCUCCUCCUCUUCCUCGAGCAGCGAGGUCGGCCAGCAUCGGCCCCACAUUAAGACGGAGCAGCUGAGCCCCAGCCACUACACCGAGCACUCCCACAGCUCCCCGUCUCACUCCGACUACGGCACCUACAGCAGCCAGGCCUGCGUCGCCUCCGGCACGCCGUCCGUGUCGGCCACGGCCUCUUUCUCCAGCCCCCAGUGUGACUAUACCGACCUCCAGAGCUCCAACUAUUACAACCCGUAUCCCAGCUACCCCUCCAGCCUUUAUCAGUACCCCUACUUUCACUCCUCCAGGAGACCCUACGGCAGCCCUAUCCUGAACAGUCUGUCUAUGGCCCCCGCCCACAGCCCCACCGCCUCCAGCUGGGACCAGCCCGUUUACACCACUCUGUCUCGACCCUGAGGGGACCGGAGAUGGUGAGACAACACUUGGUCCUACAGAGCCUGUGAGACUCAUUCAGACCGAUGCACUACUAAUGAAGGAGGUAAAGAGGAGGAGGAGGAGGAGGAGGAGGGCGGUAGCGGGGGUAGUAGGCUUCCUGUGCCCAUUUGAACAGGAAACAGCAAACAAGAAUGAAAAAAAAAAGUGCCUGCUGAUUUUAUACACUUAAGUCGACGCAAUGAAGAAAAAAAAGAGAAAAAGAAACACUUGCUCAGACUUCUAACAUGCAGAGAAAUUGUGUCGUUGGCGAGCCAAACUCCUCCGUGAGGACAUAUUGCCCACCCCUACAUCUUGUACACCCCCCCCCUUUCCAGCUUAGGACCGCACACGCAUGUGUCUGUAUGUGUGUAUGUGUGCGUGCGUGUGUGUGUGUGUGUGUGUGUGUGUGCACGUAAGGAACGCUAACGUAAAGGCCUGACACUGAGGUGUGUGGAAGAGAAACCGUUUUCGGCCCAACUCUGUCAAGAAGCAAACGGAGAUACAGACGCACGGGGGGGGGGGUGUGCACGGGACCAAUUAAAAUGAUUUUGCAAUAAGAGUCACAGCACAAGCAAAGCGCCACGUCACAGAGUGCUCGGCCAUUCAAAGCAGUCUUACCGCAGUGGCUCAUUUAAGUCUCACCUUGGCUUAGAAGUCUUAAAUGUAUUUAUGUUCAUUUACACUCCUCUUAUUUUUAUUUUUAUUUUUUUUGUUUAAUUUCUCUUAAGUAGUUAUACACAUGUAAUGUGGGUGUGGUUAUAUGUUUAUUGUUUUUUUUGUCAUUAUUGAGAAGUCAGUGAAGCGAGUAAUGAACGGUGCAGGCACGGUAUAGCGAUCAUUCCACUGAAGACCAAUAGCCGAUAACGUCUCCAUUCCAGUACCCGCGAGCGAGAGAGAGCGAGCGAGAGAGCGAGCGAGAGCGAGCGAGCGAGCGGGCGGACCAACAGACGAGCACAUGACACAACAGGUGUCUGUGAGCUAUGCUUGGCGAAUCGCGAUUCGUCACGAUGCGGGGUUGAAGGAAAUGGGGUAAGAUAACACCGCACACACUGACUGACACGUCAGCCGGGACCUACUGUACGCGCGCACGCAGACAUGGGCUCCAUAGUGUGCGCGCGCGUGCGUGCACGUGCACCAGCAUCUCUUCCCCCCCUCUCCCCCCUCUCCUCGGGCAAUAAACACACGUGACAUGACGUAACGUCAAACAUCGCCAGUUUCUGAAUAAUCAAACAACUUCGUCGACAACGUAAAGCAGCAGCGUCACGUCGUCACGAGCGUCGGGUCGUCAACGCCGUCUCGCGCAGAAUCUGUUUGUGCCUUCUAAUGCUUUUUUGUUGUUGUUGUUGUUGUUGUCAGUAUUUCAAUAAUAAAAGAGGUUGAGUUUAACAUGCAGCAUACAAUCAGUCCUCCACGCCACGGACUCGGACGGAGGAGUCCUGGUCUCGUCCUUAAUUCGGCAUCAUUCCUGACGGUUUGGGUGGGGUUGGGGGGUGGGGGGGUUAAGUAGAGUUUUUGUGAUAGUUUGAGAGAUACUGCGGAGGGAACAUCGUGCUCAACGUUUUGUUCGCAGACCAGUGUUUGUUUCUGGGUUUUUCUUUCCUAUAUUAUUCUGGUGUAUAAUUGAUGACAAAGGCUGUGAAAUUUAUUGUCGUACUAUUAACUAGAGAUUCAUUCACACGUGCACAGCUUACACAUUCUUUGGCCAUGUUUUUUUUUUUUGGUUUUUUUGUUGUUUUUUUUGUUUUUGGUGGAUAAA
Lampris incognitus (smalleye Pacific opah) is the source of this 3459-nucleotide messenger RNA. RefSeq names its product transcription factor Sox-8. Gene Ontology annotation, molecular function: RNA polymerase II cis-regulatory region sequence-specific DNA binding; DNA-binding transcription factor activity, RNA polymerase II-specific. Gene Ontology annotation, biological process: negative regulation of transcription by RNA polymerase II; morphogenesis of an epithelium; neural crest cell development. The transcript has 3 exons. The record is from RefSeq and is a predicted model, not a curated record. The coding region runs from base 279 to 1685 and encodes 468 amino acids. Lineage: Eukaryota; Metazoa; Chordata; Actinopteri; Lampriformes; Lampridae. Gene Ontology annotation, cellular component: nucleus.